AUGCAUUUGCAGUGGGACUGGCUGUGUGUGGGUGUCCUGAUCAUCAGCUCAGUGGCUACAGAACCUGAAAAUGGAGAACCUCUGGAUGCAGAUGUUGAAGUGGAGGAUUUUGACAUACAGUCUCAAGAAGCUGAUGUUGACAGAGAUAAACCUUCCUUGGAGGUUGUGUACCAGACCCCAAAGCCAACCGGGGAAGUGUAUUUCACAGAAACUUUUGAUGAAGUCAUGUCUGGGUGGGUGUUGUCUAAAACCAAGAAAGAAGACACAGAUGAUAAUAUUGCAAAAUAUGAUGGAAGAUGGGAAGUAGAAGAGCUGAAAGAGAACACAGUGCCUGGAGACAGAGGAUUAGUGUUAAAAUCAGUGGCAAAGCAUCAUGCAAUAUCAGCUAUGCUAACAAAACCCUUUAUUUUUGAUGAUAAACCUUUGAUUGUUCAGUAUGAAGUGAACUUUCAGGAUGGCAUUGACUGUGGUGGUGCAUACAUUAAACUUCUCUCCAGGAGUGAUGACUUGAAUCUGGAAUACUUUUUUGACAAAACACCUUAUACUAUUAUGUUUGGACCAGAUAAAUGUGGAGAAGAUUACAAACUGCACUUUAUCAUCAGACAUAAGAAUCCUAAAACUGGAGAAUAUGAUGAAAAACAUGCAAAACGCCCUGAUGUGGACCUAAAAAAAUUCUACUUGGACAAGAAGACACAUCUAUAUACUCUUG
Messenger RNA from Merops nubicus (carmine bee-eater), 709 nucleotides. RefSeq names its product calmegin-like. The annotation marks the transcript as partial. The record is from RefSeq and is a predicted model, not a curated record. Gene Ontology annotation, molecular function: calcium ion binding. Gene Ontology annotation, cellular component: endoplasmic reticulum membrane; endoplasmic reticulum. Gene Ontology annotation, biological process: protein folding. The transcript is spliced from 6 exons. Lineage: Eukaryota; Metazoa; Chordata; Aves; Coraciiformes; Meropidae.